Molecule: messenger RNA, 1736 nt
Organism: Penaeus indicus
Lineage: Eukaryota; Metazoa; Arthropoda; Malacostraca; Decapoda; Penaeidae
Product: probable cytochrome P450 49a1
Exons: 11
Coding region: 78-1652 (524 amino acids)
Molecular function (GO): heme binding; oxidoreductase activity, acting on paired donors, with incorporation or reduction of molecular oxygen; iron ion binding
Source: RefSeq, a predicted model, not a curated record
CCCUCCCUUCCCUCGUCAACCUUCAUUCACUUCUCCGUGAGAGUUUACUGCGUCCGUUCUCUCCCAAAUCCCACACCAUGGCGUACAUUCUGAAGCGGAGAGCGGUGUGGGCAUCCCUGUCCAGACAAACGGAUAUCCCCCGCUGCCUUGGCUCCUCCAGCAUCCAAGGGCAGCUGGCAGUGCCCCUCGAAAAAGAAAUGAGAAGUGCCAAACCGACUUCAGAAAUUCCAGGCCCUAAGGCUCGACCUGUGAUUGGCUCAUUGCUUAACAUGCCAAGGGGACUUAAAUUCGACAAGAAAGCUGCUCACAAACUCUACGUAACAAUGCACAACACCUAUGGCUCCAUCUACCGCAUGACUGUCCCCAUCGUUGGUAGCUUCACUAUAGUCACUGAUCCCGACGACUGCGAGAAGCUGUUACGUCUCACCAUGCACAACCCCCAACGCAUGCCUAUGGCUUCCAUUAAGUCGGUGAGGGAGAAAGCAGCCGACGGUUUCUUCAAGAACAGAACGGGGAUCUUGCUUGAGAACGGAGAGGAGUGGUGGCGAGUGAGGAGCAAAGUCCAGACCCCGAUGAUGAAACCGAAGUUAGUGGGUGCCUACCUCCAGCAGAUGGACCGGGUAUCAAGCGAGUUCACAGAUAGGAUCGCACAGCUUCAGGCGGAACACGGUGAAAUGCCGAGUGACUUCCAGUUCGAAUUAUACAAAUGGGCGCUGGAGUCCGUCAGUCUCGUGGCUCUGAAUCGCCGCAUGGGCUGCCUCAAUCCUGACGUUUCUCAAGACUCUAACGCUCUCCGGAUGAUUGAGGUCGUCAAUGACAUUUUCCAGUCACUGAAUGACAUGGAAAUGGGUUCGAUGCUUUGGAGGAUCAUGCCCACUGCUACGUACAGGAAACUGAAAAUGAGACAUGAACAAUUUUUGGAGAUUGCGACCCAGAACAUCCGGGAGACAGAGGCCGCUAUUUUGGCUGAAGAUCCUAACAGUGAACGCGAGUUAUCCCUGAUGGAAAACCUCCUAUUGACAGAAGGACUUACAAGGGAAGAUGUGAUCAUCCUCAUCCUAGAUAUGUUAACAGCAGGCAUCGACACGACCGCCCACACACUAGGGUUCGCGCUGUACCUAUUGGCACGGAACCCCCAAGUACAGGCGAAGUUGCAGGCGGAGAUAGACACAGUCCUUGGGGAUUAUGAAGGACCGCUCCUGCCCAAACACAUGGCACAAUUCUCAUACUUAAAGGCCGUACUGAGAGAAACCUUAAGGGUUUUCCCACCUGCUAUUGCUAUGGUACGGAUUCUGGACCAAGACGCUGUUCUGGGAGGAUAUAUCGUUCCAAAAGGGGAUAAAGUGAUAUACCCGAAUGUGGUCGCCGCCUGGGAUGAGAAGCAUUUCCCUCAAGCCAAAGAAUUCAUCCCAGAUAGAUGGUUACGUAGUCGGCCGCUGGGUCCCAUUCACCCUUAUGCCUCCCUGCCCUUCGCUGCCGGAGCGAGGAUGUGCAUCGGAAGGCGGAUCGCGGAGCAGGAGAUGUACACCUUCUUGGCGAGGGUCAUGCAGCGCUUUACAGUGGACUACAAAUACCAGGACAUAGAUAUGAUGACCCGCCUUAUCGCCAUGCCUUCGGAACCUCUGAGGUUUAAUUUUACUGAGCGCAGAUAAGACGGUUCUUGGGGGGGGGGGGGGGAAGCAGACGUCACUCACUACCAAAGUAUAACUAUCGAGGAAAAAAUAUGUCGGUCAAAU